This is a messenger RNA of Gekko japonicus, 2734 nucleotides long. RefSeq names its product mitogen-activated protein kinase kinase 1 (gene MAP2K1). Lineage: Eukaryota; Metazoa; Chordata; Lepidosauria; Squamata; Gekkonidae. The record is from RefSeq and is a predicted model, not a curated record. Bases 183 to 1364 code for a protein of 393 amino acids. Gene Ontology annotation, biological process: protein phosphorylation. Gene Ontology annotation, molecular function: ATP binding; protein kinase activity. The transcript is spliced from 11 exons.
CCCGCCGCAGCCGCCGCCGAGCCCCGGAAGCGGGAGCCUCGCGAGGGGGAGGAGAGGACCGGCCUCUUCUCGCCUGUUGCUCCCGUGCGUCCUGCUCGCCGGCACUGCAGCGCGCUCUGCUCCGUCGGGGAGCCGCCCGCUGACUCUGCCUCCGCCGGGAGCGGCGCGCUCGGCGGGCGACCAUGCCGAAGAAGAAGCCCCUGCCCAUCCAGCUGAACCCCACGCCGGACGGCUCCGCCAUCAACGGCACCAGCGCGGCCGAGACAAAUUUGGAAGCCCUGCAGAAGAAGUUGGAAGAGUUAGAGUUGGACGAGCAGCAGCGGAAGCGUCUCGAGGCGUUCCUCACUCAGAAGCAGAAAGUCGGGGAGCUGAAAGAUGACGACUUCGAGAAGAUCAGUGAACUGGGUGCAGGGAAUGGCGGUGUGGUCUUCAAAGUGUCGCACAAGCCUUCUGGUCUCAUCAUGGCAAGGAAGUUAAUUCACCUGGAGAUCAAGCCAGCGAUCCGGAACCAGAUCAUCCGCGAACUGCAGGUCUUGCACGAAUGCAACUCUCCCUACAUAGUGGGCUUCUACGGAGCGUUUUACAGCGACGGAGAGAUCAGCAUUUGUAUGGAGCACAUGGAUGGCGGCUCCUUGGAUCAGGUCCUGAAAAAAGCUGGCAGAAUCCCGGAACAGAUCCUGGGCAAAGUUAGCAUCGCUGUAAUAAAAGGUCUCACGUACCUGAGAGAGAAACAUAAGAUAAUGCAUAGAGAUGUUAAGCCUUCCAACAUUUUGGUAAACUCCAGAGGGGAGAUCAAGCUUUGCGAUUUCGGCGUCAGCGGGCAACUGAUCGAUUCCAUGGCCAACUCCUUCGUGGGCACCCGGUCGUACAUGUCUCCCGAGAGAUUACAAGGGACUCACUAUUCAGUACAGUCGGACAUCUGGAGCAUGGGGCUCUCUCUGGUGGAGAUGGCCAUCGGCAGGUACCCGAUCCCUCCACCGGAUUCGAAGGAGCUGGAGCUCAUGUUUGGCUGCCCCAUUGGGGGCGACUCGCCCGUCUCGGAGACAUCACCCAGGCUAAGAACACCGGGCCGGCCAACGAGCGCCUACGGCUCUGACACCCGGCCGCCGAUGGCCAUCUUCGAACUCCUCGACUACAUUGUCAACGAGCCACCUCCAAAGCUUCCCAGCGGAGUCUUCAGUCCGGAAUUCCAGGACUUUGUGAACAACUGCUUGAUCAAAAACCCAGCGGAGAGGGCCGAUCUCAAACAGCUCAUGGUCCACUCGUUCAUCAAGAGAUCGGAUGCGGAAGAGGUGGACUUUGCGGGCUGGCUGUGUUCCACCAUCGGCCUCAACCAGCCGAGCACCCCGACCCACGUGGGCUGAGUCUCAGCCAUGGGCACUGCCACCAGGAACCCACCGAGUGCUGUCGUCCCGCACCCUUCAUUCCACGCGAGACCCGAUGGGGACCCGUCGAAACCAACGGGAGCAACGCUUGGUGAAUUUUCCCCCAUCCCCGAGCCACCCACGUGUCCAAACGACGCUGUUUUGGUCCUGUCUCUCAGAGCUAACGUGUGUUCUCUCCUCCCCGUCACCUCUCCCUAGCACCCUGGCACCGACGAAUGAUCUCUCUCUACUGUGCAUGUGCCAAAUUCUUUUCCACGUCAAACUGUCCCCCGCAGUGGGCCUAAUCAACGGCUGUUUGGUUUGAUGUCUCUUGUUAACUGCCCAAUCAUGUGAUGCUUUUAAGCUAGCAAGAUGCCGAUUGGGAGUGGAUGUCGGCAGUCUGGGGAGAAAUCCCACUGGAGCGCCUGCCUCCGUCCCCCUAGGGUGUUUUGGUCUUGAGCCUUUCGUAACUUGGUUGGUACUUUGCUGGUCUCCUGAGCAAAACAGUUGCCCCCCCCUCCUUCCCGCCCUUCGCUUUGGUUCCUGCUUCUCCCAGCCAGAGGCCUCCGUUUGCUCAAAGUGCUCUCACCGAAUGUCAGCAGAACCUUCCCUCCGCACGCUUCUCCCCCAACACCACGUUGGGAUCCUCCCUAUUUAUUUCUUUCUCAGUGUCUUGCUGGGUGUUUCAAGAUCGCUUCAGUGACGCGCAUCUCUCCUCCCGUUAACGAGCCGCCUUGUAUUUUGAGCCUGGGCAGCGGGAGAGCCGGCCUCCGACAGAACCCGAAAUUUAAGACGCGUGCGCCCAGAGCAUCGCUCCCUCUCGCGCUCCCGCUGAAAUUUCCGAGACAUGACAAUUGUGCAUACUUUUGUGUUUGAAAAAACCCUUUUGAUCAUUUUAUUCCUUCAGAUGUCGAACAUUUCCAUCUUACACUAAUAAAUAUAUUAUGAGGUUGCUUCGGGGAAUGGAUUUUUUUUGUUUGUUUAAAAAUAAAAUGAGAACAGAGUCAAUGUGAAUCGCUGUCGGGGUAGUAUUAGGAGACGCCAGGCCUCUGUCUCGAAAGUGUUGUCUCUACACCCCACCCCAGCAUGUGCUACAGGUACCAUUCCCACAGCAGCACCACAAAAAGAGGUAACGGGUACCUAUCGGCUGGCUGUUCAAGUGCCUCAGGAGGGGCCCCACACGUUCGGUUAAUUCUCCCCCAACAACCUCCCCCCUGCCCCCAAUUCAUACAUCAAUGAUCUCAAUGAAAGUGCGUUGGGACUUCCAUCCCAGGGCAGGUUGGUGGGAGCUGUCCUCAGCACCUCCGAGGGCUCUUUUUGUAGCAGGGGACUCCUUUGCAUAUUAGGCGACACACCCCUAAUGUAGCCAA